Messenger RNA from Hipposideros armiger (great roundleaf bat), 2338 nucleotides. RefSeq names its product zinc finger protein 787 (gene ZNF787). The transcript has 5 exons. The record is from RefSeq and is a predicted model, not a curated record. Bases 1484 to 2338 code for a protein of 284 amino acids. Gene Ontology annotation, biological process: regulation of gene expression. Gene Ontology annotation, cellular component: nucleus. NCBI's taxonomy places the organism in Eukaryota, Metazoa, Chordata, Mammalia, Chiroptera, Hipposideridae.
GCUCUGCCCUGGAGCUCCGCUCCGGGUGGAGCCGCCGCGUCCCUCCAGCUUUCCCCGCCGGUCGUGACCGGAAGUGGUGGCGACCCCGAGGGGAAGUUGAGGCUCCGUGGGGGAGGGGGCCGCGCGGGUUGAAACGGCCUGACCGGAAGCGGCGGCCCUGGGGGACCAGUCCAGGCCCCAACCUGUCCCCAACUGCUUCCCAUUCCCAAAGCUGCUGGGGUCCGUUGCUGCCCUGGGCGGGCCGCGUGCGGCCUUUGAUCCUGGCGGUAAUUACGGGUAUUCCGGCUGGCGGAGGCUCAUUCAUUCUCCGGCGCGGGCGGGGGCAGGAAGCGCGUGCGCCGGGAAGGAAGCGACUGGGCCAAGGUCAGGCCCCUUGUGGCCCGGCGGUGCAGGAUGAAGAGGGUGGCUGGGCCUGUUGGCGACCCCCAAGGCCUCCUAGGCGCCGAGCCGUGCGCUCCGUGUCCCCCCACUCUUGGCCACAAAGGUGGACACACCAGUUCGUGGAGAUGAGUGCCCGUCGGACACGUGGGGUCCUGCAAGUUCAGGAUGAUGUGAUCAGACAGAAAAGUGACCCACCGGCGCAAGAGCCAGCAGCGAACGUGGACGCAGGCUCUUCAGUGCUGGGCACCAAGGACAGGGCCAGGAGCAGGCCAGCAGAGACACACACCUGGAAACAGAAUUCCCCACCUUGUGACCAGAGCCCUGAUGGAUAGGCCCAGGGCCUGUGGGAGCCUGAGGAAGGCACCCGGCCCAUCCCAGUUGAGAGGGGCUGUCAGAGCUUUAGGAAGGGAGUGACUUGGCCUGUGUGUUUUCCUGUGUUUCUUGGUGCCAGGCCCCCAGUUGGGUAGUGCCGAGGAUCCAGCUGGGAGGUAGAUCUGGCCUGGCUCCUGGAAGCACAGUUGCUGUUGAUCCUGGCUUAUCUUCUUCCUAAGACUAUAAGCCUCUUUGCUAAAUGCAGCUGGCAUUCACCUGCUGCCUCUGCUACAGUCCCUUCAGCCCUCCUUAGCCCCAGAGAACAUUCAGAUCAGGUUCCUCCUUGUGUUAUCUUAUGUCUUCGCCCUUUUCCUCCUGGAAGCCUUCCAGACCUACCCCCCACCCCCACCCUGGUGGUGCUGAAGAAUGACAAUGCCUGGCCUAUGGAUAGAUAGCACUGCAGCCUGUUAGCCAAGAGCUCUGGGAUCAGACAGAUCUGCAUUCAAACUUCAGCUAUGUUUUUCAUACCAUUGUGACCUUAGAUAGGGAGCUUCAACCUCGGCUUCCUCCUGGAUUAAACAGGGAUGAUAACAGUAUUGAUCUUGGAAGCAACUUCAUGUGGGGGUUUCAUCUCCUGCUUCAGCAAGAAAGGGGAAAUGGAACAUCCUUGUACCUGCUGCCUCCUUGAACUCAAGAUAAACGGCAGAGCAGCCUGAUUUGGGCUGGUGUCCUCUCAGGACCAGCCCUCCUGCUCCAUUCCUGCCUCACUGCCUUCCUGGCUCCUCCCACCAUGGAAACCGUGCACCUAUUCCUGGACCCACACAUGGAGCUGCGGGAAGAGGCCUGGUCUCCGGGGCCACUGGAUUCCGAGGACCAGCAGAUGGCCAGUCACGAGAACCCAGUGGACAUCCUCAUCAUGGAUGAUGACGACGUCCCCAGCUGGCCCCCGACCAAGCUGUCCCCUCCCCAGUCGGCUCCUCCGGCCGGUCCCCCGCCCCGGCCACGGCCUCCCGCCCCCUACAUCUGCAACGAGUGCGGCAAGAGCUUCAGCCAUUGGUCCAAGCUGACGCGGCACCAGCGCACGCACACGGGCGAGCGGCCCAACGCCUGCGCCGACUGCGGCAAGACCUUCUCGCAGAGCUCGCACCUGGUGCAGCACCGGCGCAUCCACACGGGCGAGAAGCCCUACGCGUGCUCCGAGUGCGGCAAGCGCUUCAGCUGGAGCUCCAACCUCAUGCAGCACCAGCGCAUCCACACGGGCGAGAAGCCCUAUGCCUGCCCCGACUGCGGUCGCAGCUUCACGCAGAGCAAGAGCCUGGCCAAGCACCGGCGCUCACACAGCGGCCUCAAGCCUUUCGUGUGCCCGCGCUGCGGCCGUGGCUUCAGCCAGCCCAAGAGCCUGGCGCGCCACCUGCGGCUGCAUCCGGAGCUGUCGGGGCCCGGCGUGGCGGCCAAGGUGCUGGCGGCCAGCGUGCGCCGGGCCAAGGCGCCCGAGGAAGCGGCCGCGGCAGACGGCGAGAUCGCCAUCCCGGUGGCUUAUCCUUAUGAAGAUAAAGAUGCUCUGCUGCCACCUAGUGAGCACCAAGGGAAGUUCAAGGGAAUUGCAGAGAGGCGGAAUCCUGACGUCCCAGGGAUGCUGAAUUAG